AUGUCCGCUGCGGCAUCGACCUCAACGAGUCCAACGGUUGUUCGCAGCCAUUCGUCCUCCCGCCCUCACGCGCAUCAUCGCCCCCCAUCAUCGGAUCUUCCCCACAGGACUCGAAGCACAACCGCCAGGCCCCCGUCAUCUUAUUCCCAACAACACUCCUCCUCACGAUCUCAAUCGUACGACCGUCGACCUCCCUCCAAUCAGGCCGCUUUUGCAAACAUAGCACGUCGAGAUUUCGAGAAUUCUAACCUUGCCCGUCCGUCCACCUCUCGCAGAGACUCCUCUCGGGAACGUUCUCAGGAGCGCCCGCUCACCUCCCACCGCCCCGACCCAGCUCGGGCCCCUCAACACCACGGCACCGCCUCUCGACAUAGACGAAACUCAGUCGAUAUGCCUGGAACCGUUGUUGAUGCGAAUGCGGCCAACGUCGCCGCCGCCGCUGCUUCGGCGCAACAAGCAGGCCACAGUAACCCAGUUCAGCCCAAACGACGCACCAUGAUAUCCACGCCAACGGGUCAAUGGGCUCUCGGUAAGACUAUCGGUGCUGGAAGCAUGGGCAAAGUCAAGAUUGCCAAAAAUAUAGAAACGGGCGAGCAGGUCGCUGUCAAGGUUGUUCCGAGGCAAACCACCGAGGAACAUCGAAGUGGAAGAGACGCUGAGCGCGCCGACCGGUCAAAAGAAAUUCGUACCGCGAGAGAGGCCGCCAUCGUGUCCCUCGUGGAUCAUCCGUAUGUUUGCGGCAUGCGUGAUGUCGUUCGUACCCCUUAUCACUGGUACAUGCUCUUUGAAUACGUCAACGGUGGCCAGAUGCUGGAUUAUAUUAUAUCACACGGCAAACUGAAAGAGAAGCAAGCGAGGAAGUUCGCUCGGCAAAUUGCCAGUGCUUUGGAUUAUUGUCAUCGCAACAGUAUCGUUCAUCGCGAUCUCAAGAUCGAAAACAUCUUAAUUAGCAAGACCGGUGACAUCAAGAUUAUCGAUUUUGGUUUGAGCAAUCUAUUUUCACCGAGGAGCCAUUUGCGUACAUUCUGUGGAAGUCUGUAUUUUGCCGCUCCAGAAUUACUGCAGGCGCGCCAGUACACAGGCCCUGAAGUAGACGUUUGGAGUUUUGGUAUUGUCCUUUAUGUCCUCGUCUGCGGCAAGGUUCCUUUCGACGACCAAAGCAUGCCAAACCUUCAUGCCAAAAUCAAAAAGGGUGAGGUCGAGUACCCACAAGGUUUGACAUCAGUUACAGAUCCAAAGAAACGGGCCAGCUUGGCCGAAAUUAUGAAUCACCCGUGGAUGACGAAAGGCUUCAAUGGGCCACCAGAAAACUACCUCCCGGUACGAGAACCGCUUCAGCUUCCGUUGGAUCCAGAGGUGGUAGAGAAGAUGACGGGUUUCGACUUUGGCCCUCCUGAAUUUAUUACGGCUCAGUUAACAAAGACCUUGGAAUCUGAAGACUACCAAAUUGCUGCGAGAUCUUUUACUCGAGAAUCAGCAACUCCAAACCCAAGCAGCGACAAGAGAAGAGGUGUCUUUGAUUUCUAUCGACGACGGAACUCGGCAAGCAGAGAGACCUUGUCCAAUUCCUCUGUCGAGGCAGUCCAGACCGGAAGCGAUCCUCUUAAUGCCUACAGCCCUCUCAUUUCGGUCUAUUUUCUAGUCAAGGAGAAGCUUGAUCGGGAAAGAGCCUCAAAGAAUCCGGGAGCUCUUUCUAUUCCGUCUGACACCGUAUUAAAAAUGCCCGAUUUAGCCGCACCCGAAACCGCACAUACUAAUCAAUAUGAUGUACCCGGAGUGAAGGAUACCAGCAGCAGAAGCCGCCCACGAGCCAGGACUCAUGGCGAUGACGAUUUGGCCGACGGAAUCAAGAAACUUCACGUCAACCAGUCCGCUAGUCCAAAUACUAACCCGACGAUUGUUACACCGCAAGGUGACUCGCCCGCCAAGAAGGAGAGUACUGCAGCUGGUAUUCUGAGGCGCUUCAGCACCCGUAGAGUGAAAGACCGAGGCCGUGAAUCUGGCGAAAGAGAGAAACACUUUCCACAAACUGUACCAAGUCUCAAUGUUCAGCCGCCUGCCGACAUGGCCUCAACACCGCAUCGUGGUUUUAGUAUCCGCAGAACAAGGCGUGCCGAGCCAUCACCGACUACUCUGCAUGAGUCAAGCAGCCAAACACAACAAGACCCGCUCCAGCCCCCCAGGUCAGCAGGAGGACCACUUCAAGAGACGCGAUCCAACAAGUACUUGGAGAGAUCUACGAGCGUCAACUCUGCUGACUAUCGAUCCCGCAGAUUGGCGCGAAAGUACGGUGCGGAUGGCAAUGGCUCCAAUCUCAAUGAGCCGCCUCUUACAAGUGGAUCUGAUGGUCUAGGUGGCAGUGACAUUGAGAAACAGAAGCCUAGUCUUGGAGAGUCGGCUCCGUUGAAUGAGACCAAACCUGCACCACGAUCAGGGGCUAUGCGGGCCAAGUCUCUUGGUCACGCACGACGGGAGAGUAUACAAGCCCGCAGGGCUCGUCGAGAAGAAGCUAGAGAAGCCACCGUUCCUGAAGAUGAAGAUGACGGCGAUCUAUCAAAUACUGGAAACGCAUUAGAGGCACCAAACACUGGCGAGGACUUUGCCAAACCGGUCUACCUGAAAGGUCUUUUCAGUGUGUCUACCACGAGUAGCAAGCCUCUUCCUUUCAUCCGGGCCGAUAUUAUUCGCGUGCUUAGACAGCUGAACGUUGAGUAUACAGAAAUCAAGGGUGGAUUCAGCUGCCGACAUGCACCUAGCAUUGACCUUGACCGCGUGGUAGAUGCCCGACCUUCGAGCCCGGAAAGACAGGGUCAAGUUUCUGCUCACAGGCGGAGAAUCAGCUUUGGGGGAUUGCGGGCGAAUGAAGAAGCCAGAGACGAUACAAGAGCGGCCCAUGCAUCACGAUAUAACCGGCGCAACCAAGGCCCUCCGGACCGCAGUUUCGUGUCCAAUUCGGAGGCUUCUGAUGAUUAUGGCCAAUCCCAGAACAACGUGGUGGGUGAGCGUGUAGUCGGCGAAACUACGACACGGGUGCAGAGCGAUACUGGCGAAAACCUCGUUUUACGCUUCGAGAUCCUCAUUGUGAAGGUGCCGUUGUUUUCAUUGCAUGGCAUCCAGUUCAAGAAGGUCUCAGGUGGUAUGUGGCAAUACCGAGAAAUGGCCAAGCGGAUACUAGACGCUUUGAGACUUUAG
Messenger RNA from Talaromyces amestolkiae, 3192 nucleotides. RefSeq lists its product as uncharacterized. The record is from RefSeq and is a predicted model, not a curated record. Gene Ontology annotation, molecular function: tau-protein kinase activity; ATP binding; protein serine/threonine kinase activity. The coding region runs from base 1 to 3192 and encodes 1063 amino acids. The transcript is spliced from 3 exons. NCBI's taxonomy places the organism in Eukaryota, Fungi, Ascomycota, Eurotiomycetes, Eurotiales, Trichocomaceae. Gene Ontology annotation, biological process: intracellular signal transduction; microtubule cytoskeleton organization; protein phosphorylation. Gene Ontology annotation, cellular component: cytoplasm.